AUGUCUUGGGCUUUGAGUUAUACUAGUUCAUAUUCAUUCACUUUUGCAUCAUGCACACUGCUGGUAAUAUUGUUACUACUGGGUUUGAGUAGCCAGAGCUGUAACGGGUUGGGGACAUUUGGGUUUGACAUUCACCACCGGUUCUCGGAUACGGUUAAGGCAAUUCUUGGCGCUGAUGGGCUUCCAGAGAAAGGAAGCGUAGAGUACUAUGCUGCCAUGGCCCGCCGUGACCACAUAAUCCAGGGCCGUCACCUUGCCGCCAGUAACAACCAGUCGCCACUCACUUUUGCCAAUGGAAACAAUACGCUUACCGACCCCAGUUUGUCAUUUCUGUAUUAUGCAAAUGUUUCUGUGGGGACACCAAGUUUAUCAUUUUUGGUGGCAUUGGACACAGGCAGUAGUUUGUUCUGGUUACCAUGCGAUUGUCAGAAAAACAUUGCUGUUGGUUGCAAUACCUACACAUACCUAUCAUCUGGAGAGGAAAUAAACCUCAACAUUUAUAGUCCUUCUGCAUCAUCAACAAGUGAAAAAGCUCCUUGCAACAUCAGUACCUUGUGCGAUCAAAAUCAAUGUCUUUCAGCUAGUAGUGACUGUGCUUAUACAUAUGGCUACGUCGAUGGUUCAUCAAAUUCUGGGAUCUUAGUAGAGGAUGUUUUGCACCUAAUUACGGAUGACAAUCAAUUAAAAGCUGUUGAAGCUCAAAUUACUUUUGGUUGUGCACAAAAUCUGGUUGAUGGUACAGUAAACGGUUUACUUGGGCUUGGAAUUGAUGACUUAUCUGUUCCUAGCAUCUUAGUAAGAAAAGGGCUCGAUUCAAAUUCUUUUUCUAUGUGUUUUGGACCUGAUCAUGAGCAUGGGAGAAUAACUUUUGGAGAUGGUGGCAGCUUAGACCAAAAAGAAACACCUUUCACCAUUAUGCAAUCACUUCCAUAUUAUAUGAUCGGCCUCACUCAAAUAACUGUGGGAAGCAGUAGUUCUAAGCUGGAGCUCAGCGCUGCCUUUGACUCUGGUACAUCGUAUACAUUACUAAGAGACCCAGCUUAUACAUUUAUUACUGAGAGUUUCGCUUCCCAAGUCAAAGAAAGUCCGUCCAGUUAUCAGUCGGGCUCCAUUUAUUUAGAUUACUGUUAUGACUUGAGGGCAAAUCAAAACAGUAAUUUGAAUUUCCCUAAAAUCAGUCUGACAUUGAAAGGUGGAGGAGAAUAUUUUGUCAUUGAUCCAAUAUUACCAGUGGUUACUAAUCAGGGCGGAUAUUUGUAUUGCUUGGGUAUUAUCAAAGGUGGAGAUUCUGACUAUAAUACCAUAGGACAAAACUUCAUGACUGGUUAUCGCCUAGUUUUCAAUCGUGAGAAGAUGGUAAUAGGUUGGAAGGCAUCUGACUGUGAGUCCAAUCGUAAUUCGAACUCUCCACCUACUAACCCAUCACAGUCUCUUCCUUUUUCUCCUCCACUAGCAGCAGGGGGUCCUGGAAACGAUUAUCAUGUACCGACAACACCUCUAUCCAUGAUCAAUCAUUCACCCGAGUUGAAGUCUUUUACUUGCGCCCUCAUGAUGCUUCUUGUUUCUUUCUUUGCCAUUAUGUGA
This is a messenger RNA of Quercus lobata, 1584 nucleotides long. Its product is annotated as aspartyl protease family protein 1-like. The record is from RefSeq and is a predicted model, not a curated record. The coding region runs from base 1 to 1584 and encodes 527 amino acids. The transcript has 10 exons. Gene Ontology annotation, biological process: proteolysis. Gene Ontology annotation, molecular function: aspartic-type endopeptidase activity. NCBI's taxonomy places the organism in Eukaryota, Viridiplantae, Streptophyta, Magnoliopsida, Fagales, Fagaceae.